Molecule: messenger RNA, 1097 nt
Organism: Manihot esculenta (cassava)
Lineage: Eukaryota; Viridiplantae; Streptophyta; Magnoliopsida; Malpighiales; Euphorbiaceae
Product: vesicle transport protein SFT2B
Exons: 6
Coding region: 185-718 (177 amino acids)
Biological process (GO): vesicle-mediated transport
Cellular component (GO): membrane
Source: RefSeq, a predicted model, not a curated record
AAUAAGGGCCGAGUUCAUUUUAGACUUGAAGGACCAGAGAGCCCAUGAGAUUCCUGUCUGAAUCAAAUUUUCGCUUAUCACUGAUUUCAACUUAGAAUUGAAGCAAUCACACCCAAUUUCUCACUUAAAGAAAGCAAAUUCCUCCCCAACAGAUCCAGUUCGCAGAAAAACAGAGCAAAGGGAAAUGGAGAAGAUGAACCAAGCAUUCGAGAAGAUGAAGAUGCUAGUCGGAAUGGAAGUGGAAGACGAAGAGCAAGCCCCUGAACCAGAGGACGCCAAUUCAUUCUCUUUCAUGGACGAUUUCAAUCGCCAUUGUACCCUUUCCACCAAACAGAGGCUUUACGGUUUUGCCAUCUGCUUUGUUUCUGGCUUAGCUUGUACCCUUUUGUCAAUGCUGGUUUUUUUCAAUCCAAUUAAGUUUGGGAUUACAUUCACAUUUGGCAAUUUGCUUUCACUUGGAAGCACAGCAUUUUUAAUUGGCCCAAAACGUCAAGUGACUAUGAUGCUUGAUCCUGUUCGCAUAUAUGCGACAGCUCUAUAUCUUGCAAGUAUCAUCAUUGCCUUGUUCUGUGCACUAUACGUUCAUAACAAGCUUUUGACACUUUUGGCAAUCAUUCUAGAAUUUGGUGCACUUGUUUGGUACAGCUUGAGCUACAUUCCCUUUGCGAGGUCCAUGGUUUCAAAGGUCAUGGUAGCUUGCUUUGACACUGAAUUUUAGGCCACAGUAGAGGAAACUGGUGGAAUACACAAUUGAACAAGUAUGUGCGUGUAAAAUUUUGUGCAAAUGUAUUUUAGAGAGGUCCACGUCAAAUGUAUCGAUGUACAAAAUUUAGCUGUGAUCGGCUUUUGCACAAAUGUGAGAUUUAGCUUUCUCAUUUCACGCAUCCAUGUCCUUUAAAUCUGUGGCCUUCUGGGUUGUGCUUGGAAUUUAACAAAUUGAAUGCUUUUACAGCCAUAUCAAAAUCCAACAAAUUGAACUACAUGGGUGGUUAUGGUCAUGCAUACAAACUCUACCGAUUUCAAAGGUUAUGUUGGUACAUGAUUUGAUAAUGUAUAUGUUAAGUCAUGGAAUCAAAUCAGUGUUCUACGUAGUUGCA